GAAUAUAUGAUAUAAAAUAUCAAACAUAUGUUUUCUACUCAACGAAGGAUCUUCAUCUCGUACAAUUUAAAUGUUAUGCUCAAAAUUGCGGACACAGCACGGAACAAUAAUAACGUUAUCCACUGAAAAAAUUAUGAGCUACAUAGUUCCAUACUACAUCUUAUGAAUGUAGAUGGCGUCUCACUAUUGUAAUCAUCAAUACGUACAUAUAAUGACUUUACGCGCUCUCAAUCUACUUUCUAUUCUGAAAAAUUCGACGAAAUGUGACUGGAGAUUAUUGUUUUUCACAUGUACAAAAUUAAAAAUAAAAUGUAAAUGAUAUAUAUCCGAAACAAAAGUAUAAAAACUCAUGUAACAUGAUUAUUAGUUAUAAAUCGUUAUAUAAAAGUGAAUAAUGUGUAAUGUUAAUUAUAUGAUAUUUUAGAAUGCUCUUUUAUUUAAUCUAACUUUAGUAGUGUUGUAUGUGUGUGUAUGUAUGUAUGUGUAUGUGUGUGUUUAUCAUCUGUAACAAAGAAUGAUAUAGUAAGUGUUUUGUAACAAAUCUGACUUAUAUAAAAUAUAUAAUUCUAAUUAUGUAUUUAAGACAUUUUGUGAAAUUAAAGCAAGGACUAAUGUAAUUUUAUUAAAAUAUCAGUGCAUCUUAAUAAUUCCAUGUGAAAAUUGUGUAUAUUGUUUGUUACUAUACCAUAUCCAAAAAUGUCUGAGAGAAAAACCAUUGGGGGUAUCCCUGUGGAGUGUCUUACUGGAGAACCAGCGGCAAUAUGGUCUGGCUGGCGUACUCUGGGAGAUAGAGAACUAGUAAGAGAAGCGUCUGCUAAGGGAACUCACAUAAAAUUAGCUCAUAAGUGCCUUGCAUAUAGAAGACAAAGUAGUUUGGACCUGGCAUGUAUAUAUUUUAACAAGGAAGUAGAAGUUUGGAUCAAUGAGCUCUUAAAUAAAAGACAAGUUUACAGGGCUUCACAUAUUUUAAAAAAUAUAGGGAAAGAUCCUGUAGAAUAUAUUUUUGCUUCUUCUAUAAAAAGUAGAGAUCCACUUUUAAGAAAUUACUUGUGCGAGUAUAUGAUGAAGGUUAAUGGUUUUGAAAAUAAACAUAUUUCAGCUUGGAACAUUAUUAAAAGUAUUACACAGUAUGAAAAGAAAUAUAAAGUGCAAAAUGGAUUAAGUUCUUGUAUAUGUGUAGAUGACAUAGUGAAUUUGUCGCAAAAUAUCAAGCGAUCUUUAUGUACUGAAUUAUAUUUUUCUCUAAGUAAUCCAGAUAUCUUAGAAAAUGUUUCAAAUACUACUUUAUGGGAUUAUUUAUUAUGCAAUAAUAAGAUUAAUGCAUUAAGGUUAUGGAUUGAUGCGAGAUAUGAUCCAGAUACCUUGCAAAAUACGGAUAAGAUUGACCAUAGUUUAAAAUCAUUAUUUGCAAAGUUAGAUAUUACAGCUGAUAUGGUUGAAUGUAUAGACUCAUCAAAUGCUAGUAAUCUUGUAAAAAAUUUAACCAAAAAUCACUUAUGUAGGUAUGGGAUAUGUGUGAAAGAAGAGAAGAAUGAUCUGAGGCUAAUAUUAAGUCGCUUUUUCAGUUCAGGUAUUACAUUAGAAAAACUCAGCGAAGUAAUAUUACCGUUAACUUCAUGUAAUAUUCAUAAAAUAGAGUUUAUACAAACUAUUGAUCGACAAUUGUGCCUUACACAUUGUGCACAGAAGUGUCAUACUUCAGAAGAUAAUACAAAACUUACUGAAUUGUUUAAUAUAUUAACCAACAUGUGUAAUACUCAAGAUUGUCAUGAAGAUGUAUUAAUACACGGUAUCAUUAAAUCAAUUGAAUAUGUCUCCAACAACUUAAUUGACUAUCUGAAAGAAAAUUACUUGAUAACCUUGACAUUGAUAUUCUUGCAAUUGUGGCAAAAAAGAAACAUAUUAUGCAAUGAAACAAAUAUUUUUGUGGAAAGUAAACUAAUAAGAGACAUAUUUACAAAUGCAAAUGGUUUAAAUAUCAAUGCACAUAUUAUUUCUCAAGAAGUUCUUCAGCUUACACUGACACACAUACCACUUUUGCAAUGUAUCAUUGAAGAUCAAACUAAGAAAUCUGAUAUCACAUUGUAUGAAUUGCUGGACGGCUAUAAAAAUCUGAGUACAAAACUCUUGUUCAAAUGGCGCUUGAGAAAUGAAGUUAUGCCUGCUUUUGCUAGUGAGAAUCUUAUUAAGAAAUAUGGACACAAAGAAACAUUAACAUAUGGUUAUUAUUUGAAAGAAGGCAGACCAAACAUGGCUGCAUACAGUUUAAAACACGCUCAAACUAAAUUACUUGGAAAUGUGUCUUCCCAAAGGAAAUCCAAAGCGGCCUUAUAUGCACAUGUUCUUGCUUUAAGAAAUUUAAGUAAGCCUGAUAUUAUAUGUAGUUGUAUUGUCUUUACUGAAUUACUAGGAGUUGAUUCAAGCAAUUUACGAUUAUACGUUACUGUGGCAAAAUAUGUACAAGAACAACUAAACAUUUCCAUAGGAAACUUAUUAGAAAAUGUAAUAUAUAAGAAUCAGCACGAUUUAAAGUCUGUGAUAUCUUAUUUAGAGCAAAGUUUCCAAAAACAUUUGCUGAAUGAUACUUUGGUAAGCGAUAAUUCGCAAUUUGUUGAAGCAUUGAAAGCGUGGGAUAUCAUCAUACGCUUCGCGCACGUUCACAAUUAUACACUACCUAGUAUAUUACCAAAAUAUUUAGCAAAUCAUGAUUUGUGGUUCGAGUUUGUUGCAGUCAGUCAUAUAUUCUCUUAUCCCACGAAACAGGUACUAGAAGAUGCCAAGUUGUUUAACAAUGUGAGUAUCCGGGAACAUCUGUUGACAUGUUUGACCAACAGCAAGCUUGGCAAAUCUCAACUAUGUAAUGAACAAAAACUGAAAUCACGCGACACGAGACAAUUAUUGUACCACAGACAAGACCAAAGUGAUUCCCCAACAUCUGCUUCAACCAUAUCUGGAACUGAUAUAAAUAAUUUGGACACAACUGAUGCAGAACAUGUCACCAGCAAUUGCGCAUUGUCCUUUUUGAGCAAUGAUCUAUGGUUAACUAUACUAAAUUGUCAUCAAAGUCAAGAUCCACCUGGAACAUUAAUCAAUGUGUCUCGUUCAAGACUUAGCCCUAUAUUGACUAUUUUGGCUACAUGUUACGAGCCAUCCUCAGUAGCAGCAUAUUGUUAUUGUUGGAUGGUGAUAUCAGCAGGGAAGGAAGACUUACUUCUCGAUUAUGCAGAAUGUUUAGAACAACAAAUAUGGCCUGCCAAUAAGGUAGCAGGAUUAUUAAGUAAAAUGAUUCAAUUUGGUUACAUUGACACACUUAACAGAGCUUAUAAGAUUUUCAUGCCUGACAGUAUCUUGAGUCCGUUCUUUGAGUUUCUGACGCAAGCAAUUAUUUACGGUGAAUUCAAAGAGAGUCAGCAGCAUUUGUUGGAAUUUAAAUUGCAAUGUUCCUCACUUAAAUGUAAUAGGAUUAUGGACUGGACAAGUGCUGAUUUGACAUAUCUGAAAAAUUUGUACUGGGUCGCGAUUGUUGGAACCAAAUGUAUUAUUACAGCACUUGGCUAUGGCUUUCAAAGUACACCGUUACGAGUAAAGCUUCUCGAAACUCUAAUCAAGUCUAAUUUUUCUACGGACUUGCCUGUUAAGAUACCGGAUUUUCAAUGCUUGUUGGAUAUAACAAGAAUCUUACAGAAAACAGACGUGAUGUUAAAUUUUGCAGCCGUUACCGUAAUCGAUAAUGUACAUAAUUUUGAUACGGAAAUUAAAAAAUGCAUUAACGAUUUAAUAGCGACCGAUAAUUAUAGCACUGCCUUGGAAUUAUCCUGCACUGCUGGAUUGCAUGCAUCUGAAAUCAUAUUAGCGCAAUCCCGAAACAAUUUCAAAAAGUCCGUACGUAGAAAUGGUCAGGUCAGUUCUACAUUCUGGAUGCAGUGUGCUCAGGAUUUUAAUAAAUAUAACGUUCCUCCUGAAGUAGCAGUCGAAUUUUUUGUCGAACAUGCCGAGAAAGUUAUAUCUCACAAAGAGAGAUACGAGAUUCUAAAAUUAGCUUAUGAGACUUUAAAGAAUACUAAAAUUGAGCAACAAACUAUCAAUACACUGGAAAUGGCCAUGUGGAAGUCGUGUAUUUUGGCCGGACCUGAAAAUAUACAAUUCGAUUGUGAUGAUUACAUUUUUAAUAAGUUAAAAACCGAAUUACUCUCCGGAUUGGACAAAUUAGAAGUGACUUACUCACUGGAAGACGAAAGUGAAAAAGAUUCUGCAGAAAUCUUAAUUAAUCGAUUGAUUGAUUUGGGUAAACUGGAUAUUGCUUUACGAAUAAGCAUGAUUUUUAAUUACAACCAUAAGGAUUUACAAGUAUUAAUGCUGUGCUUAAGUUUGGCAGAGGGUGAAAUUUCACCAGCAGAAUUAACCGCACAACAAAAGAGCUUCUUGGAAGAGACUAGUAAAAGCAAACAGAAACAUGGCACUUUGCGCAAUCGCGGCUUGCAGAGAUUAUCCUCCUCAUCAUCUCUAAAUUCUAUUGGAGAGGCCAGUAAAACAAAUGACUCAAAGAUCACUAGCAGUCACCAACACCAAUAUCAAAUGGAAUGCAUCUCAAUCUUGGAAAAAUUAUCAGAAACUCUUCAACAUGGAAAUGCAAUAUGCUCGAGAAUUGUUUCCUGUUAUAAACUCGCUGUACGCCUAAAAAAGACUUAUCAAUCGCUAUUGAUGUUAAACAAUCCCAUCAAAUUCUUACAAGAGAUUACGGAAAGUAAUAUCGAGAACAAAUGCGAGACUGCUAACAACAUCAUAAUGUCGUACAAGAUCAAGACAGAAAAUAUUGCGACAUUCCUUACUGAAAGUAUCAUAGUACACAUUAAUCGUGCUAUAGAAGAUGGAUUAGAAGAUUUUAUCUCUAUGUGGGGAUCCUAUCCUAUAAAUACACAUUUCCAUUUAAUAAUGGAACUUUGCAGCGAUACUUCGUUAUUAGGUUUAAAAUUGCUACAAGCAGCACAGUCAUUGCUGGGAAAACAUGUUAGUUCUCAUGAUGAAAGAAAAAAUGUGUCAACAUUGAAAACAAUAGUGGAAUUAUUAAUAAGAUCCCACGAUUGUUUCACGGCUUCUUGCAACAUGGAAGGAAUAGCAUCUGUAUUACGAAAAUGUCAAAAACUUGCAAACAUAUUACAAAUGUUGAAACAUUGGGCGUUAUUGGUGCGAUUAGUAACUGGCGUCGGUCGAUUUACUGAGAUGAAUUACAUAUUUGAAAUUUUGAAAGAAAAUGAUCAUUUCGAGUUCCUAUUGGGAAAGGGUUUGGACAAGGUACCGGGUCUAAAAAUGGCGUUGUUAGAAUUUUUGAAGCGUCAAUGCCCAGAAGAUAAAGAACUGUUUACAUUGGUGGCUCUACAUUUCCGUUUGUAUUACGAGAUCGCUCUCAUGUGGGAAAAUGAAGCAAAAGAAAUAAUUGCGAAAUUGAUGUCUAACGUGUUGAAGGAAUGCGGAAGAGGCACAACUGAUAUAUCCGCGGAAAUCAAAUUGACUCGAAAUGAUAGCGUUCAAAAACAACUGCAAUUGGUUGUGACUAAUUUUACUCAUGCCACACAAUAUUAUUUACAGGAUAACAAAUUAAAUCUCGCGAGUCGAUGCUCUCAUCAAGCUCAACUUGUGGCACUUCAGAUCGCAUUGCUGAACGCAAUGUCGCAAAAUCAGCAAGUAGUUUGUCUUUUAAAUCUGAAAAGCGACGAGUUGGACAGGAUAACGUCACAGACCUUGAAUUUUCUCCAAACACUCAUUGUUUCACGCGCUUAUAAUUAUCACGCGGAUUGGGCUAAUCUCAUUUACCACCAUUGUGUUCUCAGAGGAGAGGUAAAAUACCUCAAAGAAUUUAUGACGGUAAACAGUCUGACGCCCGCAAUUGUGCAAGAUUGUGCACGUAGGUACAGAUUAGAAAAGAAUAUAAAUAAUUUCAUGACAAACAACAUGAGAACUCUGGUGUAUGAAUUAUCAGACGUUGAAUGUAAAUAUAUGCUAGCUAGUCAGCUUGGAUUUAAAAGCAUCGUGGAAGAAAUGCACAAUGAUCCUGUGGUAGGCUCUUACUUGAAAGAUACGAUUUGGAAGAAAGGAUACAAUGCUCUAUGAUUGAAAUGUAACUCGUCACUUGUGUGAAGAAAUUCAGAGUAAUUCCGAUCCAAUAAAAAAUAUUGUAAAUCUCAAUAUUUUAACAAAUUAUGUUGUAAACUCAUCCAUUGUUACUGCGAGCAAUAUGAAAAUGUACAUGUCCAUGUUUCAUUAUUUUCUUAUCAAUAA
Molecule: messenger RNA, 6276 nt
Organism: Harpegnathos saltator (Jerdon's jumping ant)
Lineage: Eukaryota; Metazoa; Arthropoda; Insecta; Hymenoptera; Formicidae
Gene: SPG11
Product: spatacsin
Exons: 23
Coding region: 697-6108 (1803 amino acids)
Biological process (GO): axonogenesis; axo-dendritic transport; chemical synaptic transmission
Cellular component (GO): cytoplasm; dendrite; synapse
Source: RefSeq, a predicted model, not a curated record